This is a messenger RNA of Schistocerca serialis cubense, 4403 nucleotides long. RefSeq names its product WASH complex subunit 5 (gene Strump). Gene Ontology annotation, biological process: regulation of actin nucleation; endosome fission; actin filament polymerization. The transcript is spliced from 22 exons. Gene Ontology annotation, cellular component: WASH complex; endosome. The record is from RefSeq and is a predicted model, not a curated record. Lineage: Eukaryota; Metazoa; Arthropoda; Insecta; Orthoptera; Acrididae. The coding region runs from base 437 to 3931 and encodes 1164 amino acids.
UAGUUGACAUGUGACAGCAAAAUAUAUUCUUUUCCGUGUUUGUAUGUUUAUGCAGUAUUUAUGUUUCAUGCACUGGAGUUUUGUGACAGAUGAAAUAAAAUUUUCCGAAAUUAUGACAAUGAUAAUUACAGUUUAGUCAUCGUUUUGUAUACUUACAAUGUGAUUAAUGAAUGCACCAAACAAAAACGAGCAGAAAGGAAGUCACACUCCAGACAACAUUAAAUAUUAUCGUAGGCGAAUGGAGGUGCUUCUACAAUCAUGGCUACCAAGUGCCUUCCCUAUUAACUAACUAAUAACUACUUGGCACUGUGCAGUUGGUGUGCUCAGCUGCAUAUAUAAAUCACAUAUCGUGGCUGCCAACUCCAGCAUUCCCUCUGUUGAGACUGACUCAUUCCAUUAUCUCCCACUUGACUGGAUAGAAUAAUAUAUUCCCAACAUGACCGAAUUUUUGGCUGACAAUAACCCAUGUGGUCAAACAAUCUUACGUCUUGUAUCCAGAGGAAAUGCUAUUAUAGCAGAAUUAUUACGGCUGAAAGAUUAUGUUCCACCAGUUUUCAGGCUGGAAACGAAACAAGAGCAACAGAAAUAUGGGGAAAUUAUUUCAGACUUCAGUUAUUUUAAAAAGUCUGAUGAAUUUGAUUCCAAAAUAGAUAAUAAUGAGCAACUACAAGAUUUAGAUGAGGAAUUUCGAGAAAAUUAUACAGAAAUUUUGACCAGGUUCUACUUAACAUUUGAAAGUAUUCACAAGUAUGUGACCGAUCUCAACCACUUUUUAGAAGAGCUGGAGGAAGGUAUUUAUAUUCAACAAACUUUGGAAGGAGUACUUCUUGACGAGGAAGGACGACAGUUACUAUGUGAAGGCCUGUACCUGUAUGGUGUGAUGCUGCUGUUAGUUGACCUGCACAUAGAAGGAACGGUCAGGGAGCGCAUGCUUGUUUCUUACUAUAGGUACAGUGCACAGAGAUCCAGUGCUGACAGUAACAUUGAUGAUGUGUGCAAAUUGUUGCGCUCUACUGGCUUUGUAAAUACUCCUGGUGCGAAAAAAAUACCAAACUAUCCAGUAGAAUACUUCAGGCGAUUUACAAUAAAUCCACUGUAUGUGGAAAUGGUUUUGGGUCGUUUGCGGUCAGAUGAUAUUUAUAAUCAGCUUUCGGCUUAUCCUCUGCCUGAGCACAGGAGCACUGCACUGUCAACUCAAGCUGCAAUGCUGUAUGUGUGUCUCUUCUUUGAUCCAAAUGUGCUGCACAACCAGACUGCCAAAAUGAGAGAGAUUGUUGAUAGGUUUUUCCCUGAUAACUGGGUCAUUAGCAUUUAUAUGGGUAUAACGGUAAACCUGAUAGACUCUUGGGAGCACUUCAAAGCUGCAAAGACAGCCCUCACUAAUACAUUAGAAAUGUCCAAUGUUCGAGAGUACGCUUGUAAAUAUUCAUCCAGGUUACAGAAACUGAUACCACAGACGCAGCAGCUGUUAAAAGAAGGAGUUUUAGUGGAAGAAAAUGUCUUGGACCAUGUCAGCAAGGUUACAAAUAUCAUACGUGAAUGUAAUGUGACUUUGCGAUGGCUAAUGCUCCACACUGCGGCCCCAGGAGCUGCAUGGGAUGGAAAUAAACGGUGUAAACAGAUACGUGAUCAAGUAAUAAAUGAUGCAAAAUACACUCCUCUUCAGGUGUUUGAACUGCUUUUAAACACAGCAGAGUUUGAACUAAAAAUAAAGGAUCUUUUUAAGCAUUUACUGUUAGAGAAACACAAUAAGUGGGAUAGCUACAAAAUGGAAGGAAGAGAAAGGAUGCAAGAGUUAUCAGAAGUAUUUUCUGGAACUAAGCCACUCACUAGAGUGGAGAAAAAUGAUAAUUUGAAGAUGUGGUUUUCUGCAAUGGCCAAACAAAUUGAUUCCUUGAAACAUGACGAUGCUGCAGCCUCUGGAAGAAAAAUCGCUCGUCUCAUACAAGCACUUGAUGAAGUUCAAGCAUUUCAUCAGUUGGAGGCCAAUAUGCAGGUAAAGCAGUUCAUUGUAGACACAAGGCGUUUCCUGAUGCAGAUGGUGAGGACAGGAAACAUAAAAGAGGAAGUCCUAAUCACAUUGCAAAUUGUAGGAGAUCUCAGCUAUGCGUGGGAGAUAAUUGACCCAUAUACUUCUUACAUGCAACAGGGAAUUAAGAAGGAUCCAUCUCUUGUGAUAAAACUGAGAGCAACAUUUCUCAAGCUUUCAUCUGCAUUGGAGAUUCCUCUGUUACGAAUCAACCAAGCUCGCAGUGCUGAUAUGGUGUCAGUUUCACAGUAUUACUCUGGUGAGCUGGUGUCAUACGUUCGUCGUGUGCUACACAUUAUCCCAGAAACAAUGUUUGGGUUGAUGGCUCGUAUUGUGCACCUGCAGACAGAUGUCAUAAAGGAAUUGCCAACACGGUUAGAGAAAGAAAGGCUGAGAGAGCUUGCACAGUUAGAAGAGCGCCAUGAGGUUGCACGCUUAACACAUGCUGUUUCAGUCUUCACAGAAGGUAUUCUAAAAAUGAAAAGUACUUUAGUUGGUAUUAUCCGUGUGGAUCCAAAACAGUUACUGGAAGAUGGCAUUCGCAAAGAACUUGUUAAACAAAUAGCUACUGCACUCAACACAUUACUGGUUUUCAACCAGAAAAGCAAGACAAGUGAACUUAUGACUAAACUAGAAAGUCUGGAAAAGAUAAUGGAUGGAUAUCGUCGAUCUUUUGAAUACAUUCAAGAUUAUGUUAACAUAUAUGGGUUAAAAAUAUGGCAUGAAGAAGUAUCUCGGAUAAUAAGUUACAAUGUGGAACAAGAGUGCAACAGCUUUUUGAGGAAUAAAGUGCAAGAUUGGCAAAGUGUGUAUCAAAGCAGGACAAUUCCUAUUCCUCGCUUUCCUCCUGCUGAUAACACAUCUGUCAAUUUUAUAGGCAGGCUAGCAAGAGAACUUUUGCGUGUGACAGACCCUAAGUCUACAGUUUACAUAGAACAGAAAACAGCAUGGUAUGACAUGAAAACACACAAUGAAAUCAUGAAUAUCAAAAGUUUUUCCAAAAUAACACGUUCCGUAGGAACUGCGGGACUGACUGGAUUAGACAGACUCUUCUCAUUUAUGAUAGUUACAGAACUACAGAAUUUUGUUAAUUCGCUGCAGAGAGGCAUUCUAAAAGACAAAGGGUGGCUUGAUGUGUUUAGUGUGGUGUCCAAAGGGUUGUCACCAAAUACCGACACAGUCAGUAAUCCUGGACGCUUCUAUUCUCAGUACACUUCUAGAGCUCAAAAAGUUUGGCCACAGAUCCUUGAGUGGGUGCUGAAGGUUGGCCAGAUGCAGGUUAUAAAGAAGCACAUAGCCUAUGAACUCAAUAUUUCAUGCAAGUUUGAGUCCAAGAAUUUGGCUUCAGCAUUGCAAGCAAUGAAUGAAGCACUGCUAUCUGAGAUAGCAGCUCACUACAAGGAUCCAAGCAAACCAUAUCCAAAAGAGAGCAAUCCAUUAAUGUACGAACUGUCAACUUAUUUAGAUUGGGCAGGAAUGAGUAACCCAUACUCCAAGAUAUAUAUAACCACCAAAAAUUUGCAGUACUUGGCAUUGUUACUGUUCCUUUUUGCAAUAUCACAGCUGGGAAGACUGCAUUAUGCUCGUAACUUAGGUACACUGAUCAACAAGAAAUCUCAAGAGCCCCUGGAUGGCGUUCCAUUUGUGGUGGGUGUGCAGACAGUGCUGCGACAGUUUCAUCCAGAGAUCAGAAACCAGUUUAUCUUGUAUGUGAGCCAGUAUGUAAAAUCGUAUGUGGAAUCUGGAAUAAGCUCAAAAUCGCCCGAGUUUUCUGCUGAAGCUGCAACAGGGCUGCACUUCCUGGAAAUGCUUGUCCAUUACUCGGGCUUGCCACGAAAUACCUUGGCAGACCACAUACCUGAGCCUGUCCUCGAUCAGUACCAGUCACUUGUCAGUGCAUAAUUGACAGACAGUGUCUGUCUGUAAUUCCAUAGUCUGUGACAGUUUUUCUUAAAUCUUCUUAAAUUUUUGGGUAUUUUUUGUAAAUUGUGAUUUACUGUUGUAAUGCCCAAUUUCUUGCUUUUGUAAUAGCAGAACACAAAGCUUUGUAAUGGACUGAUUAUAUUUAUCUAUUAUUAUACUAUCCUUUUGUUGUUAUUUAAAGUGUGUUAAAUCUUAUUCUGAAAGGACAUAUCUUUUUUGUAUGUUGUUUUUGUUACAGAAAAUGUUAGCAUUGUGUUAUUUUACAGUAAAUUGUAAGAAGCUUCAUUCUCUGUUUUUGUGCUAUGUUUAUAGAGUGCUGAUUUGGUUAAUAUGUUAGUAACCAAGAUUCCUGCUGUUAGCUGUAAUGUUUUGUUGUAUGUUGCUAACAGGGCAGAAAAAAAUAGAUAUAAAAACAUAAUGAGGCAGCUUGCAAACCUGCAAGAUUCUGUAA